Messenger RNA from Plasmodium cynomolgi strain B, 1068 nucleotides. RefSeq lists its product as hypothetical. Lineage: Eukaryota; Apicomplexa; Aconoidasida; Haemosporida; Plasmodiidae. The transcript has a single exon. The record is from RefSeq and is a predicted model, not a curated record. The annotation marks the transcript as partial.
AUGGAAUGUGGAUAUCGAAAUGAAGGGAAAUUCCACCAAGUUGUACUGACCAUAAAGGAGAAAAUUGAAAAGCACGAUUUAAGCAAGUGGAAGGACAUUGUCAAGCCGGAAGAGGGUCCAAAAUAUGACGAAUAUUUUGAGCGGCUGCUGAGGGAGGGCACCCCCGAAAAGGACACCCACGAAAAGGACGCCCACGAGAGAGAUGAUCUAUCCGCCGAACAGGUGGAAGAAAUCCCCCCAGAGGGCUGCAAACCACCCGGGGAUGAAAAAAACAAAACGGAGUUUCAGCUCAACAAAGAAUUCUUCGACAAGAUAAGCAAUAAGGAAAAAUUUUACUUCCUACUGAACAUAAAAGAAAUGAUGGAAACGAGUUGGUUACUGGCACAAAAAAGGUUGGAGGGGAUUAAAUUGGAGGAAAAGUCCAAACCGGUUAACGUCCAGGACUUAAUAAAUUACUCCCAAAAAAUUGCAGACACGACAUGUGCCCCACCAGAAUGCGACAACAUAAACGACAAAAUAAUGCAUCAAGAAUAUUACCCCAAUUAUCAUUUUUUAAAUUUUGUAAAUGUAGAAGAAAUACAUUUGUCCAAACUAUUUCAGCUGCAAAAAUAUAGUACCGUUUGCUUCCCCCCAAUUAUCACCAUACAAGAGGGUAAGGACAACAUGCUCGUUGUUGACAUCACCUGCUCUACUCCCCACGUCACCAUUUAUUACAGAAUGAAUGAUGAGACAAAUGAGCAGAUAUAUAAUGCAGAUGACAAACCGCAAAUUAGGAAAAGAAAAAAGAUUAAUGUUUACGCCUGGUCAGUUAAAAAUGGACAUAUAAAAUCGAGAGUUUCGUGCAUUUCGAAAUCGUAUAAAGUCGAGGAUGAUGAUUCGUUUUCCUUAUCGGAUAAUCUGCCAAAUAAAGAACAGGGAGAACAACCGCCAGGCUCUUCCAAAACGGGUAUAGAGGCUAAUGCCCCUGGUAAGCCAUCUCAAAUUACAAAUGUCUUUAAAAAUUUAGGCUUUUUACUAAGCCGAAAAAAGGAAAAAACAGAGGAACCCUCAUCAAAUGGGGAGUCAUCG